CUUAGUAAGGUCGAUUCAAACGACAGAUAAAUGUCCGGCGGUACUACAUCAUGUGCGAACGCGUUAUCUGUCAGCGCCUUCUGAGAAGGCGGGAAUUCUACUCGAGUCUCAACAUACAGAGUGAGGCUACUGGAUAUCGCGAGGGCUGUGUUCAUAUCAUCCGAGUCGGAUAGCCAAUAUCCCUUUCAAGAGUAAAGAAGAAAAAGAGACUGUUUUGAUGGCACACCAUCAGGGAGAUGUUCGCGACAGCUCAAACGCCCUUUACGGCAACAACAGGUUCGAGGGUCAAGUACACUUUGGUGGACACAUUGUAAACAACAACUACCAUUAUCCAUUUGCUCCGGGACCUUCGGGUCUUGCUUUCCAGCAACCACUCGAGAGCAAUGACGAUGAAGGGAACUCGUCAUCAGGAGACAAGCAUGACCUUUUCAGCGAAUUUGAUCGCAUAUACGAGCAGCAUCCGUCGGCGGCCCAGCUGUUGUCUCUCAUAGGCAUGUUCCAUCCACGGAGCAUUCCAAGAUCGCUCCUUCUGGACCCGACUUCAUCGACUUCUAGAGUGGCCAGGCAGGAAGUCGAGCGAAAAUUCGAGAGAGAUUCCGAAAUUCUGCUAGACUGCUCUGUUGUCCGAUUAGAUACAGACGGCAGCGGUCUCUCCAUGGAUGGUUUCGCACAUCACUGCGUUAAAGAAUGGCUGUCCGAAGAUCAAGUACGAUUUUUCAAAUUGAGGUCUUGGUCCGCUCUGGCGAGCAACAUCCCGGAUCCUAAUGCAGGUAAUUUGGAACGCUUUGAGUCGCUGCUGCCGCAUAUAGAGGUCGUGGCGAUGGAAGAUCCACGGUCGGUCGAUGCACAGUCAGCGGUCGUGUGGACCACUAUCCUCAGACGCGGAGCGUGGUACGCCCACAGGACCGGGCGAUACCCGAUGGCCGAGCAAAUGUCCCGUAAAGCAUUGGGUGUAAGCAAGGAAAUGUUUGGGGUGAAUCACUACAAGACAAUACGCUUCAGGUCACAACUGGCAAGAGCAUACGCUCGUCAGAUGAAUUACCCUGCAGCGGAAAAGAUCCAGUCUCGAGUCGUUCAACACCAACGCAAGACAUACGGCGCCAAAGACCGUAGAGUGCUACUGGACAGCUCAGAACUGGCCACGACUCUUUACCACAUGAACGACCCUGGAGCAAAAGCCAUCUACCGUGAGAUACUACCUGGCUUGGAAGGGAUACUGCGCGAUAACAACCUGUCCCCCACAGACACCAGGAAUAUCAAUGCCGCCAUUUCAGAAACAUUGCACGGCCUCCAGAAGUGGAACAAGUGUGAAACCGUGGACCGCCAAAUCCUAGCCAGGACGCUCGAGACCUUGUCAAGAUACGACCUGACCUCUCUGAACGCCAUGGACAGACUAGGUCUGACACUGCAACGCAGAAACAAACACCAAGAAGCCGAAACCUUGUUCCGGGCUUCGAUAAAAGGAAGAACGGAAAAGCUGGGUGAUUGUCACAUCGACACAUUAAACUCGAUGUUGCAUCUCGCGGAUACUCUAGCAGCGCAACAUGAGUUCCGCGAGGCGAAAGUACUGUACAAGGAAGCACUCGAUGGAUUCGAAGAAUGGGUAGGGUCACAACAUGAGAUCAUAAGGAGAUGUUACAAGAGCUUCCAAGACUGCUCGGGCAUGGUCCAAGAUGACGUCGAGAGGCCGAGAGCUCGAAGCAGUAGUGGUGAAAGUCAAGAAUCGGCAAGCAGUAGUGACGAUGGCCAAUAUGCGAGUUCUAGUGAUGGUUACCAGGCUCACAAGCAAGGUGAGCAGCACAUUGAUAGGAAAAGAGGCGUGUUCAAAUGGUUUAGGCGAGGCUAGAGUUCCGAUCAUAACUCUGGUUAUACAAGUGCUUUGUCUUGGUGUUGUCAUCUAUUGGGCAGAUGCGUGAAGGUAAAGAGAAACGCUAACAGAGUACGAACAAUGUGAAAUUCAGAGUAGCAAGAUGUGGAGAGGUCUGUCCGGCCCCUGUGUCUCCUGGCUAGGCUAGGAGGUCGGUCGUGUG
Molecule: messenger RNA, 2030 nt
Organism: Aureobasidium pullulans EXF-150
Lineage: Eukaryota; Fungi; Ascomycota; Dothideomycetes; Dothideales; Saccotheciaceae
Exons: 2
Coding region: 218-1846 (542 amino acids)
Molecular function (GO): protein binding
Source: RefSeq, a predicted model, not a curated record